Messenger RNA from Trichoderma virens Gv29-8, 1407 nucleotides. RefSeq lists its product as uncharacterized. Bases 1 to 1407 code for a protein of 468 amino acids. The transcript is spliced from 5 exons. Gene Ontology annotation, cellular component: cytosol. NCBI's taxonomy places the organism in Eukaryota, Fungi, Ascomycota, Sordariomycetes, Hypocreales, Hypocreaceae. Gene Ontology annotation, molecular function: transaminase activity; pyridoxal phosphate binding. The record is from RefSeq and is a predicted model, not a curated record.
AUGUCCGCCGUUACAAGCGUAGGAGCCGUUGAUACUAGUGCAAGCGCAGUGCUGCAUCGAGAUUUGAAGCAGGAUCCCUUUCGAAUCGUAUCUUCUUCGGGUUUCUACAUUAAAUUCGAUGAUGGUAGGAAAAUCCUCGAUGCUACCGGAGGAGCAGCUGUCUCGUGUAUUGGUCAUGGUGAUCAGCGUGUCAUAGAUGCCAUCGCAGCGCAAGCCAAGACGCUCGAUUAUUGUCAUACUAUGUUCUAUUCGUGCCCAAGUGCUGAACAACUUUGCCAACAGUUAAUUGAAAGCACUAAUGGACAGAUGGCAAAGGCUUUCAUUGUUUGUUCUGGUUCAGAGGCAAUGGAGGCAGCGAUGAAACUGUGUCGCCAAUAUUUCAUAGAGUUACCAGUACCAGAGACUAAUCGAACCCAUUUCAUAGCUCGCAGGGAGUCUUAUCACGGUACAACGUUGGGCGCUCUAUCUGUGGGCUGCCACGUUGGUCGGAGGGCGGUAUACGAACCAAUCUUGAUGCAAAACAUCUCACACGUUUCCCCAUGCAAUGCUUAUAGAAACAAGAUGGAUAGCGAAAGCAUAUCCGAAUAUGUAUCAAGACUUGCUAAAGAAGUGGACGACGAAUUUCAACGCGUGGGGCCUCAGAAUGUUUGUGCUUUUAUCGCAGAGCCGGUCGUUGGCGCGGCACUUGGAUGUGUCCCAGCAGUUGAAGGAUAUUUCAAGGCUAUGAAAGCUGUGUGCGACAAGUAUGGGGCACUUUUGGUGCUUGAUGAGGUUAUGUGUGGGAUGGGUCGAACAGGCACGAUGCAUGCCUGGGAACAAGAAGGGGUAAUUCCCGAUAUCCAAACCAUAGGUAAAGGCCUUGGUGGCGGAUAUGCACCUAUUGCAGGCGUACUUGUUGGUCACCGUGUAAUCAAGACUUUAGAAAAUGGAUCUGGACGAUUUUCCCAUGGACACACUUAUCAGGCACAUCCUAUCUCAUGUGCAGCAGCAGCAGAAGUACAUCGCAUUGUACAAAGCGAAGACCUUGUUCAAAAUGCUUCACGCAUGGGCAAGUACUUAGGAAGUCUGCUCAAGCAGAAGCUCGGCAAUAACCGUUAUAUUGGUGAUAUUCGCGGUCGUGGACUCUUUUGGGGUAUCGAAUUUGUCAAAGACAAGAGCUCUAAGGCUCCAUUUGAUCGCGAGCUCGACAUUGCUAUGCUAGUUCAUCAAAAGGGUAUGGAUUUAAAUGACAACGGCGGCAUACUGUUGUACCCGGGAACCGGAUCAGUUGAUGGCAAGUUUGGCGACCAUAUUUUGAUCGCACCGCCAUAUAAUGUGACGAUGGAUUAUAUCGACCUUAUUGUAGAUCUUACGAGUAUGGCGAUCGAGGUGGCAUUUGAAGAAUUGGCAGACAGGUUAGCAAAUUAG